AUGUCUUCAACUCUCUUUACCCCUCUCAAGGUUGGAGCUGCUGAGCUUCAACAUCGAAUUGCUAUGGCACCUCUCACUCGAUUCCGUGCCGACGAUAGCCACGUUCCUCUUCCAUUCGUCGCAGAAUAUUACGCACAACGUGCUUCCGUCCCUGGAACACUCCUUGUCUCCGAAGCUACCUUCAUUGCGCCCCAAGCCGCCGGUUAUGCCAACCCUCCCGGUAUCUGGAACCAAGAUCAAAUCGCUGGUUGGAAAAAGGUUACCGAUGCCGUACACGCAAAGAAAUCAUACAUCUGGAUGCAACUAUGGGCAUUGGGAAGAGCCGCGGAUCCAACAUCUUUAGAACAAGAGGGCGGUUAUAAAGUCAAGUCUGCGAGUGAUAUUCCAUUCGAGGGUGGAGCCAAACCAGAGCCACUGACCGAGGUCGAGAUUAAGGAAUAUAUUGGUUUAUAUGCGCAAGCCGCAAAGAAUGCCAUUGAAGCUGGAUUUGACGGUGUUGAGAUCCACGGCGCAAAUGGUUAUUUGAUUGAUCAAUUUUUCCAAGAUACAUCAAACAAACGUACCGAUUCAUGGGGAGGAAGUGUUGAAAACCGGGCUCGUUUCGGACUCGAGGUUUCAAAGGCCGUCGUUGCUGCUGUUGGUCCUGAGAAGACUGCGAUCAGAUUGAGUCCAUAUUCUCCUUUCCAAGGAAUGAAGAUGGAGGAUCCUAUUCCACAAUUCACCUACAUCACCCAAGAGCUCAAGAAAUUGAAUCUCGCAUACCUCCACCUUGUUGAAGCAAGAAUCAAUGGAAAUACCGAUUGUGAACAGGUUGAGAAGGUCGACUUCUUAAUCGAUAUCUGGGCUGGUACUAGUCCAAUUCUUCUCGCAGGAGGAUUCACAGCUAAGUCUGCUCAAACGAUUGUUGAGGAGUACAAAGGAAAGGACAUUGUGAUUGUAUUUGGAAGAUUCUUCAUCACCAACCCAGAUCUUCCAUUCAGAGUCAAGGAGGGAAUUGAUUUUGUGCCAUAUGAUAGAAAUUUCUUUUAUAACAAGGGGGAGGAGAACGGAUAUACCAAUUAUGCAUUUAGCAAGGAGUUUGUUGCGCAACAAAAGGCCAUUGAAGCCUCAGCAUAA
Sclerotinia borealis F-4128 is the source of this 1116-nucleotide messenger RNA. The record is from the annotation of a GenBank genome assembly. Lineage: Eukaryota; Fungi; Ascomycota; Leotiomycetes; Helotiales; Sclerotiniaceae.